CAUCACUAACAAACGUCAAAAAAAAAACAAUCGUUAUUUUGUCUGUGGUACAAAACACCUGCGAAAAUAUUUUUGUCGUUGCUGUGUGUCGCAAAAAGGAAGAAAAUUAUUUAUUUGCAAUCAUGAACGUGCGCGAAGAAGACCGUCAGAAGAACAGCUGCCCAAGCCGCGGUCUCGGGCUGGCGGCCGCGGCGAUAGGCGUCGGUGUUGGGGCCGCUUUGUACUACUUCUUCAGCAAGCGGCCAGAGAACCCUGAUGGUGAAGGUUCCACCACCAGCGGAUGGACGUGCGAGCAACCUCACGCCUUCAGUAGCGAUCAAAUGUCCGAACUCACCGAACAUGAUGACUCGUACAUCACCAUAUCCGAGAACAGCACUAGCGAUACAAGCAUCCACGAUUCAAACACAGACUCCGAAGACUCAGAGGAAGAAUGGGUACCUGACAGUUCAAAUGAAGAAUCAAGCGAGGCCAGUACAUUUGGUUCCAGUGCUGUAUCGUCAGAAUAUUCUAUUGACGAUUCCGUCACAGAAUUUGACGCAUAUACUUCUCAAGAAUCUGUGGGAAAUUUUGAAAGCAGUCAAAACAGCGAUAUCUAUGAUACAACAGAUUAUUUGAGAAUGCCGCAGUUAUUCUCAGAUUCUGAUACUAUGGACUGGGACGUUACCACUUCGUCAAUUGACGUGCCUGUGUUUGAAUUUCCACGGAGUCCUGUGUCUGGAUUUAAUAUAAUACAGGCUGCUAGAAAUUUGAUGAGCAAAGAGGAGGAAUCCCUUAGGCAGCAAGCUUUGUAUGAGGAGGCACAAAUUAAAAUGCUAAGGGAAGAGGCAUACCGCGAGCGCUCGUGGUCCCUCGAAGAGUGUUCCAUCUGCUUCGACAUAAUACUGAAGGAUCAGCAGGUGACGACCCUGCCGUGCACGCACCACUUCCACGCGGCAUGCAUCGCGCCCUGGCUGCAGGAGCAGCAGACGUGCCCCAACUGCCGGAAGGCGGCCGAAUGAUAAGGAACCAAAGACAUCAAACUAGUGGAGGCUAGCCUACCCUGGAGGAAGCAGUCUUAGAGGACAUCUAGAAGAACCAACAAGACCAAAACUACCGUCUUAAGCGUCAGCAAGUUUUUAUCAUCAUUCAAGAUAAGGCAAAAACGUUGAAAGGUAAUAUGUGUACAGCCAGCGUCAAAUAGUUCGCGACACCAACCGCCUCUGUGGUCUAGUGGUAAGACUACCUCAGACGCAGAGGUCCCGAGUUCGAUUCCCAGUGGGGGCAGAUUUUUUUCUGUUCGGUUUGGUUGGUGAUAGGGCUUGUUCUAAGUCCGCCUGGCUAGCUACCACCAUCUUACCUAAGUCUGUCGCCAUAACAACAAUGUUAACAGCAUUGUUGUGUGUUCCGGCAGUUAGUGGUAAGAUAGCCAGUUCCUCCGUGGUUGAGGAUUCCGGGUGAAGCUCGCUUCCACCUUCGGCCUGAUCAUCACUUACCAUCAGGUGAGAUACAGGUCAAGAGCUUCCUCGUUGUGGAUAAAAAAACACCCAAAGUAGCCAAUAAGACACGUCUGUGUGUUACAAUUGGAAUAAGGUUGUGUGUCAACUUUUUGGUCACUUUGGGUGUCACGAACUGUUUGACAGUGACUUUACUAUAUCGCCACUACCUGUUAAGAUUUCUGCCAGCCAAGCCGCCAUGAUAAAUUUUUAUCAAUGAUUUUAUACGACAAAUGUAUAGGCUUUUCGUGCAACGUCGAUAAAAUGUCUCGCCCAUUAAAUGAUUUUAGAUGUUCUUUAAGACAACCGUAGCCUCUAAUGUGAUUGUAAAUAUUUUUAACUAUCACUGAUAUUUAAAAGGUAAGAUUUUUUUUGUCGUUUUGGUGUUUUGCUUUAGUAACUUAACGUUUUGCAUGUCCAUUGUUUUUAACGUUCGAUAUUGUUAAAGCAAAGCAAUAUUUUCUCUAAACUUGUUAAUAGGUAUUAAUUUAAAGCUUAACUAAGUCUGUGUGAGAUGUGGGAGCGGCGCAGGAAUGUCUUUGGGACGUCAAACGUAGUGUUGAAUUUGACUGACCGUCAUUUACGGUCAAAUUGGUCAAAAACAAGUCAUAAACUGUCAAAAACGGUCAGUUUCGGUCAAUUUGAUUUCAGAAAUAGUUUAGAAGUUUUAUAGUAUUUUCUUAGAUUUUGUGAUUGAUAAAAGUCUACAACAUCUUAAUUGAAAUAAAAAAGUGAUUUGUAAUUAUUUAUUAUAGAAAAACAUUUUACAGUGAGUCUACCUACAACUUCUAAAUUGAAACUAUAAGUGUUUUGUAAUGAUUUAUUGUGCUCUCUUUCUUUCCCUACGCAAUUUAUUAUAAAUUAACGUUCCUUCAUUUAAAAUUGCAUAUAAAUUGGUUACCUAAAUAAAUAAAUUAAUCGGUAGUACAGUAAUAUUGAGUCAAAUUGACUGAAUUUGACCAGUAUUUGACCAUAGUGACCGGUCAGAUUCAGUCAAUUUACAUCUCUAGUCAAACGUCAGCGAGUCUUCUGACGUCACGUCACAUAUCAAUGUCACCCAUCCCUAGCCGCUCCCACCUCAGGCACUCUCUCAGUGAAGCGUAGACCUAUUGUAGCGGUCUUCCCUCGAGACUCAAAUUAGUUAGUGUCUUAAUUAGACACAACGCCUAAAUAUAAAUUCAGAUCUGUGAUUUAUCGUAAAUCACCCUUUAAAAUGUUUGUACUAAUUUUAAAAAUGCGUUUGUACUAAUUUUAAAAAUGCGUUUUAAAGUUUAGUGAUAGAUAUGUAAGCUGGUCUUAUUGUUGUUGCAGUCACUUAUAACUCAUAUUUUUUAGUCAAAACCACUUUUGACUGGAAUAAUCAGUCAAAAGUUAUAUUGACCAAGAGCAUCAAUUAAAACCACUUUUGACUGAUUUCUGCAGUCAAAAGUGGUUUUGACCGAUUAUAAGUUUUGACUGUAACAUUGUCACUACUUUAAAAUAAAAAGGUAUAAAUAUUUAGACCAAUCACAGAUCAGAAUCUGAUUAAAAUAUAAUCUAGUUUUGAGCGUUGUUUUGUAAUACAUACGUACUUCAAUGCCGGUUUUCGCCAUAAAUCUCAAAUUUUUAAGUGAUCCCUAUGGUAACACAACAGGAAUUUUGUUUUCAUAGGGGUCACUUAAAAAUUAGGGAUUGACGGUGAAAACGGGCAUAAGACUGCAGACUUUUAGUCGGUCUAUAGUUUGGUUAGCUUUCAAAUUAUUUGUAUGAUGAAUCGGCCGAUACCAAAUCUGUGUAAUGUGCGGUCUUCAAUACAUGUUCAUAAAUUUAAUAUUCCUUCGGAUUAGAGCUACAACCACGAGCUGUUAAACGAAACACAUUUUGGAUGACACUGGAUAUCAUUUGUGUGUCAGUGUUAGGAUGAUUUCACUGUUUUGUACAAUAAAUCCUAAAGCACGUUUCUGAAGCACUAUUUCUAAUAAAAAUCCACGAUUUCACUCACGUAAAAUCUGAAAAUAUCUCAAGAGUUCAAAUUUUCAGCGUGCCAAUAAGUGCCUCCGAACUGUCAAAUAGUUUCAAAAAACGGUUCUGUUUGACGUGACGACGACGGCAUCAUACAUCUCUUUUAUCACACAGUGUUGCUGCUAGUGACAUCUCGCUCGCUCAGUUCUUUGUUGCUCUAUUCCGCUAGGUAUAUUAAUUUUAUGAGCCCGAACAAACUAUCGCUCGACAAAAUCUGAAGCUUGCGAUGGGUCUUUCAUAGUCAUAUCAAUAUUAUAAUUAUGUACUUUAAAAUAAAUUGUGACACGUGGUUCGACAUAAAAUAGUGAAAUAUGUUAUUGCACAAAAUGGCUUCCAUAGAACUUCGAAGUAGUAAAAUUGUUGAAACGUUAUUUCUGAUAUUAGAUCUCAUGGAAUUUCAAUAAAAUAAGUAGUUUCAGAGAAAUACAUGUAAAAAUGCUAUUCAUAUUUUUUUAUUCAUUAGUUUGUAUGUACUAGAUUUAAAAAACUUGUUAAAUUUUUGGCACUAAUGACUAAAAUACUCGUUUUGAAAACACUAAUACGACUUUAAUAUAACUAGUCAAUUAGUUGGUUAUUAUGACAAUAGCACUAGAUAGUUCCUGGAGUUGCUUCUAGCAAUAUUGGUCAAUGAUUUUCACGUUUUCUUUAUACGAAGUAGGUAAAAUCUAGACCAAGUGUUGUUUUGACCUAUAAAUUGAAUCUAUGAAGAAGCAGUGUGACUGCAAAAUGUUAAAAAAACAUGCUUUUUUAGUUUCACAAUGAUUUUGUUAGUAGAAAUGUUAUUGUUAUUUCUUGACAAGCCACGGCGAGAAAAAUAUGUAACUGACAAAAAAUAUGUAAAAACAAAAUGGAAAAAAUAAAGCACUUAUUUUUUUAGAACUGUAAAUGACACACUAAGCUGGUUUGGCAACAUUAUUCAAAUGAAUUGUUAAAAAUGUAUUAAAAAAUAAAAAAAUGUUUAAUUUUUAAUAGAAAUUGUUAUAUUAUUAUUAUGAAGUCGGAAAUGUGAUAUAUUUUAAUGUAGGUUAUUCUUCAGCAUAUUGAUAUUGUUAGUUGUAGCGUUUUUAAUAAAUUAAUGAUUAAAAAUA
Ostrinia nubilalis (European corn borer) is the source of this 4561-nucleotide messenger RNA. RefSeq names its product E3 ubiquitin-protein ligase Praja-2-like. Lineage: Eukaryota; Metazoa; Arthropoda; Insecta; Lepidoptera; Crambidae. The transcript has 7 exons. Gene Ontology annotation, biological process: ubiquitin-dependent protein catabolic process; protein ubiquitination. Gene Ontology annotation, molecular function: ubiquitin protein ligase activity. The record is from RefSeq and is a predicted model, not a curated record. Bases 123 to 998 code for a protein of 291 amino acids.